UAUUACAGUGUCGUUUCCAUUCCGUUGGGUUGUUCAUAAAAAGCCCUGUAUCCCUUAAAAUGGGCUGUUCAUAUUAACUUAUAUUACUAUUUAGAGAGUGACAAUCUGAGAUAAUUUGCAGUUGGUCUUCAUUUUUCCUACUUGUGAGUUAUUGAGUUAUUUAGAUCUUUGUUCAGCCACUCUUCAGUUUCGGAUUUCAGUAGCUAUCUGAACUACCCUAGCAACCAGGUGGUUUGAAUGUGAGACUGGGAUAUGGAUAGGAGAAGGCCUGGUAGAAAGCUGAAGACCAAUUGAAAUGUUGCUAAGAACUGGCUAUUCUAUAACAUACUAAAAGAUAAGUAAAGGUGAUGAGCUGAUAUCUCAUUGGAGACUCCACUUCUGUAUUUAAUUAGUCUGAGCCAAAGGGACAUUUAACCGACCAAUGCUCUGAGGUCUCCAACACCCCCUGACCCUCUAUCAUCCUCAUCAUCAUCAUCAUCACGUUUAUCAUAGCAUUCCUUUUAACACAGCCCAACCCUUUCCUUAGCAUUGCCCUGUGUGUAACUCACAGCUGCACACAAAAUACUCUGCGUAUGAUGUUACUGAUGUUUCUUCUUCCACAGGCUCUUCUGCAAGUGGCCAAAAACCUCUUCACGCACUUGGACGAUGUGUCCGUCCUUCUCCAGGAAAUCAUCACAGAGGCCAGAAAUCUCAGCAAUGCAGAAAUAUGCUCAGUGUUCCUGUUGGAGCGGCAGAGUCACGAGCUCGUAGCCAAAGUGUUUGACGGAGGGGUCGUCGAUGACGAGAGCUACGAGAUAAGAAUUCCAGCAGACCAGGGUAUAGCCGGCCAUGUGGCCACCACAGGCCAGAUCCUGAACAUUAAGGAUGCCUAUUCACAUCCGCUCUUCUACCGGGUGGACGACAGCACAGGAUUCAGGACUCGCAAUAUCUUGUGCUUCCCUAAAAAUGAAAGUAACGAGGUCAUUGGUGUGGCAGAACUGGUCAAUAAAAUUAAUGGCCCUGGCUUCACUAAGUUUGAUGAGGACUUGGCUACAGCUUUCUCCAUCUAUUGUGGAAUCAGCAUUGCUCAUUCGCUGUUGUACAAGCAGGUCCGGGAGGCUCAGUUCCGAAGUCACUUGGCGAAUGAAAUGAUGAUGUAUCACAUGAAGGUGUGUGAAGAUGAAACCAAGAAGCUGCAGAGCAAUGGCAUCAUUCCAGUGUCUCAGAUUGACCCCGACUUUGCCAGUUUUACCUACACCCCCCGAUCCCUCCCUGAAGAUGAUACCAUAAUGUGUGUCAUAAGUAUGUUUGAAGACAUGGGCUUUGUCAACAACUACAAGAUUGAUCGCACAACCCUUGUUAGGUUUUGCCUCAUGGUGAAGAAAGGAUACAGAGACCCCCCGUACCAUAACUGGAUGCAUGCCUUCUCUGUCUCACACUUCUGUUUCCUCCUCCACAAGAACCUGGAGCUUGGGAAUUACCUGGAGUACAUUGAAAUCUUUGCAUUGUUUGUCUCCUGUUUGUGUCAUGAUUUGGAUCACAGAGGAACCAACAAUUCCUUCCAAGUGGCCUCUAAAUCAGUAUUGGCAGGUUUAUACAGCUCCGAAGGGUCUGUCAUGGAGAGACAUCAUUUUGCUCAGGCGAUCGCCAUCCUGAAUUCCCACGGCUGUAACAUCCUAGAACAGUUCUCCAGAAAGGUGAAUGGGUUUGAUCCCCACAAUAAACAUCACCACUAUCUCCUGAUCUGCCUCCUAAUGACCUCCAGUGACCUCUCCGAACAAACCAAAGGCUGGAAGACCACCAGGAAGAUAGCGGAACUGAUCUACAAGGAAUUCUUCUCUCAGGGAGACCUGGAGAAAGCAAUGGGAAACAGACCGGUUGAGAUGAUGGACAGAGAGAAGGCUUACAUCCCUGAACUCCAGAUCAGCUUCAUGGAGCACAUUGCCAUGCCCAUAUACAAGUUGCUCAAGGAUCUCUUCCCGCAAUCUGCCGAGUUGUACGAGAGGGUCGCGGCCAACAGAGAAAAGUGGACACGCGUCUCUCACAAAUUUACCAUUAGAGGGUUGCCCAGCAACAACUCCCUGGACUUCUUGGAUGAGGAAUAUGACAUACAGGAGGGUUUGCAAGAUGAACUGAAGAUGAACGGUUGUGUGGAGUCGAAGGAAUCUGUUGUGGGCGACUAAUGGGUGGGACAGUGAGACCAUUUCACCCUCAUUUUCUUAUACAACUCUUUAUAGCCUCAGUGUGAAGAGCGGCCGAGUGUUCAGGUCAUGAGGUGAUCUUGCCUCCUGUGUGCAGCGCAAAGCUUGUGUGUUACGCAAAACCACAAUGGCAUCUGGCCAAUCAGAACGAUCCAGACUGAAGAAACUCUUCUUGCCUCAAAAAAAAAAAGAAUGUUUCACGCACAGAACGUUCAGGAAAGGGACAUUCUAAUAGGUUCAGACUUUUUGUGGGUUCUGUUAACUAUGAUGGGAUUGGCUGUCCACGAGGGACCUUGGCGAGUUGCCAGUUUGGGGAAGCAUUAAUGGUUUUUGCUACUACCCCACCCAACACAAUCAUCUACCUUCUCUAUUGUAAUUUGUGGCAUGAAACACGGCUAAUUCCGAGGAAUUGGAACUAUCCCCAUUAACAGACUGUAUAUGUGCUGCUGAGAUACUGUGCUGGAGCAGAUUCCAUGGACAAUCAUAGGGUACCUUCAGUUCAUGGGACGGUUGUAUAUAGUGAUGAGUGAAUCUGUCCCAUUUCCCCUGAAAAAUUUGUGAAAGUCUGGAAAAAUUAGAAAAACGCAUUGAAGUCAACAGGCGUCGAUAUAAUUUUGACAGCGGCAAUUUUUAUGUGCGCGACAAUUUUUAUACAACUUUUUGGUCACAUCGACUUUUUUCACCGGCAUCGACUAUAUCCCUCUUUAACCCUGUACUAUCCUUAUCUACUAUAUCCCUCUUUAACCCUUCAUUAUCAUUAUCUACUUUAUCCUUCUUUAACCCUGUACUAUCCUUAUCUACUAUAUCCUUCUUUAACCCUUCAUUAUCAUUAUCUACUUUAUCCUUCUUUAACCCUGUACUAUCCU
Molecule: messenger RNA, 3046 nt
Organism: Xenopus laevis (African clawed frog)
Lineage: Eukaryota; Metazoa; Chordata; Amphibia; Anura; Pipidae
Product: cGMP-dependent 3',5'-cyclic phosphodiesterase-like
Source: RefSeq, a predicted model, not a curated record